AUAGUGAUCUCCCCCCAGCGCCCAUGUUUCCUGUAGGCGUAGGCCUGGCAAGAACCUGAUCAAAUUGUCCCUUUUUCUUCUCUUGUUCUUCCCGACCAUAUGGUAAGCAGCUUCUGUGCUCGGAUUAAGUUUCAAUCUUUUCCAACCUUUCUGGAUUGAACAUUUGAAAAAGUGACAGAUGACGGAAAGCCCUCCCAGAGUUGGGAGGAGUUAUCCAGCCCCUCUUUGGAGACUUUGGGGAUCCCAAUACAAUUUUUCCAGCUAUCGUGGAAGGAUAACCACCAAAGGACCUUAAAUCUGCAAGAGGCAGGAAUAACCCAACAAGAAAUGCGGUGGCAUUCACUUUGGAGGAACAGGAAAGAGAGAAGGAUGGCGAUAGAAAAUUCCACGGCAGUUGAGGGCUCAUCCAGUAGCCUUUGGAUACAGAGAUGCUGAGUUUCUGGCAGGAAGGAAAAUUGAGAAUUUGGGCUCAAUAGCUGUCAAGACUUCUCCUUUUAAGAGGAAGUUGAACAAGAAGUUCCAUCAAUGGAUGGCAGGCCCAUCCCCACCACGAAGACCCGCAUAGUGAAGCGGAAAGGCCGCCAGCAUUCACUUCAGGUUCAGAGUUACCAUCACGAGCCCUUCAUCUCCUGCCUAGCAGGGCUCUACAGCUGUCGAUGGAAGCGGUACCAGCGAAACAGGGUGAAGCCGGGGCAUUGUUGCUGCAGCGUGAGAGAGGGUAUAUUUUUUACAGUGCUGGUCAUCACUUUCUCCUUCUGGUUCAUCUUUACAUACCUGUGGGGUCAAAUCAGAAAUGACUAUCCCAGCUUUGACAGGUACAGCUUUGACAACAUAGGCUUUUGGUUUCACUGGUCCACUUUUCUCCUAGUACUAUGUGUGAUCUUUAUCGUCUACCUUUCUUUCUUAAUGGUCAUAGCAGUGUGUCUGCUGUCAUGCACUCAAGAGCUGUAUCUGCACUGGAUUCACAAGAUGGGGACACUGUUCAUCCUUGGUCUCUGCAUUUUGGCUUUUAUCAUAAUAACAUUUCUGUGGACAAACCAAUGGGCCACAUUAUCCCUGUCAUUUCAGGUCACAGCUCCCUUUUUCCACUUGGGUGGCAUCCUCAUCAUGAUCUUCUUGGCUUGGCCAGUGGCAAAGCAUUUCUUUCAUAUGGAAAACAAAGUUUCACAGGCAUUUAUCCUCUGCCCUUACCUGUGUGUCCUCCUCUUUCUUCUCUUCAUACCCCUGGGAAUGUAUUCACCCUGCGUCCGGGAAGAGGGAACACUGGGUCCCAAGCCACUCCUCAUUGGCCACAGAGGAGCACCAAUGGUGGCACCUGAGAAUACAGAAAUGUCAUUUCGUAAAAGCAUCGAACAUGGCGCUGCUGGUUUGGAGACAGACGUCACAAUUAGCUUCGACGGUGUUCCCUUCCUUAUGCACGACAGAACUUUAAAAAGGACUACCAAUGUUGAUACUGUGUUUCCUGAGAGGCCGGACAUAGAUGCCUCCAUGAGUCCUUGGUCACAACUGAAGAUUCUGAAUGCUGGAGAGUGGUUCUUUGAGAAAAGACCAUUUAUCAGCAUGCCUAUGCUCUCAGAAGAGGAUGAACAAUUGGCCAGGAAGCAGCAAAUUUACAAGUUCAGUGAUUUCUUGAAGCUUGCUGACCAGGAGAACAAAUAUGUCAUCUUUGAUCUUUACCGCCCUCCAAAGUUUCACCCUUACAGGGAUAAAUGGAUCAGUAGGACCUUAGACGUGAUUCUUAAUGAAUCAAAGAUUAGAACCAAUUUGGUUCUGUGGCUGACAGCUGAAAAUAGAUCCUAUGUUCACUCUGUGGCUCCUGGCUUCAAGCAGGUUUCAUCCAUUCCAGUUUCUGUUGAGGAGCUCCAGAAAAGAAACAUUGUGAAGCUCAAUUUGGACUACAGAAUGAUGGGCAGGGUAAAUAUUCGGAAAUAUGCAGAAGCCAACAUCACAACCAACUUCUGGGUUGUCAAUGAGCCGUGGUUAUUUUCCUUGGCCUGGUGCUAUGGAGCCCAUUCUGUAACCACCAAUGCUGUGCACAGCCUGAAAGCUAUGACUGAGCCUGACUUCCUCAUGGAGGAUUUUGCAGUGGAGUGAGGAGCUCCAGAGAGCGGUGGUGUCAUUGCAGUUGUUGUCACUUGGUGGGGAUGCCCAGAAAGGGCUGCUCUGCUCUCCCUUCCGCUGCCUUGCUCUCCUGCCCCUGGCUGCCUGUCCAUCACCCAGCCAGACUACUGCUGUAUGGAAUCAUAGACCACAAGGGUCAUCCUGUCCAACUCCCUGCCAUGCAGGAACGCAAAGCAUCCCUGACA
This is a messenger RNA of Sceloporus undulatus (fence lizard), 2306 nucleotides long. RefSeq names its product glycerophosphodiester phosphodiesterase domain-containing protein 5-like. Gene Ontology annotation, biological process: lipid metabolic process. The record is from RefSeq and is a predicted model, not a curated record. The transcript is spliced from 15 exons. Lineage: Eukaryota; Metazoa; Chordata; Lepidosauria; Squamata; Phrynosomatidae. Gene Ontology annotation, cellular component: membrane. Bases 526 to 2094 code for a protein of 522 amino acids. Gene Ontology annotation, molecular function: glycerophosphodiester phosphodiesterase activity.